UCUGUACAGUGACACCAGCUAUUAGCUACUACUGCUCUGUCCCACCUGAGCGUCUUUUUCCCAGAUUUUUCUCCCGGUACAUCCCCCAAAACAGUCCCCAGCAUGAGUUCCUCUCCGCUGGUGUCUCGAGCCAACGUGGACAUCCUGGAUGAGCUGCAGCUGAUCGCAGCCCAGAACCUGGAGAGACUGGAGGUCAACAAGUAUUACGAGGUGAUCAGGGAGCUGGGCAAGGGCACCUACGGCAAGGUGGACCUGGUUAUCCACAAGAUCAGAGGUACAAAAAUGGCACUGAAGUUCCUAAAGAAGAAGACAACCAAGCUGAAGUCGUUCCUGCGGGAGUACAGCAUUUCACUCUACCUGUCUCCCUGCCCUUUCAUCAUUAACAUGUUUGGCAUCGCCUUCGAGACAGAUGACUACUACGUGUUCGCCCAGGAGUAUGCUCUGGCAGGAGACCUCUUUGAUAUCAUUCCUCCACAGGUUGGUCUUCCUGAGGCAGUGGCAAAGCGUUGUGUGCACCAAGUAGCCAUAGCUUUGGACUACUUGCACUGUAAGAAGCUGGUCCACAGGGACAUCAAGCCUGAAAAUAUCCUUAUUUUUGAUCGAGAGUGCCGCAAAGUCAAGCUGUCAGAUUUUGGCAUGACCCGCCGAGCUGGCUCACCUGUGAAAAGAGUGAGUGGCACCAUCCCCUACACAGCUCCAGAGCUUUGUGACGUGUCUCGUCAUGAGGGUUUCUCAGUGGACUACAGCACUGACGUUUGGGCCUUCGGUGUGCUGCUGUUCUGCAUGCUGACUGGCAACUUCCCCUGGGAGAAGGCACUGCCCUCUGACUCCUUCUACCAGGAGUUUAUUCGCUGGCAGAAAAGGAGGACGAACACGGUGCCGUCCCAGUGGAGGCGCUUCACUGAGCAGGCCCUCCGCAUGUUCCGCCGGCUGCUCUCUGUGGAACAGGACCGCCGCUGCUCCGUCAAAGAGGUCUUUGGCUACUUCAGCCACUCCUGGAUGCUAGACACAGAGAAUAACAACAAAAAUUGCAACGGCAACAGUGGAGGUGGCGGAGAGAGGGUUGGUGGUGGUGGAGGAGGAGGAGGGGGGGUGAGAGGAGAGGUGGACGGCACUAUCUCCUCAUCUUCAUCCGGGGAAGAAGACGAGGAACUCCUUGUGGAGAGGAUGAAGCAGCAGACUCUCUCCCCGCUGUCACCUCUCUCUCCCAUGUCUCCAGGGGUAGUUGAGAGGGCGAGCGGUGGCGGGGCUAAGGGUGGGAUGAUGGAACCAGGUGGCGGCCACCAUUUUGUGUCCGUCUCCACCAACAGCUCUGUGUCGUCCACCAAUAGCUAUGAUCGAAUGCCACGAGAAAACAAUUCACCUGGUGGCCGCAUGCUGGUGGCUACACCCAUUGAAAUCUGCGUCUGAGUGCAUCAGAAUGUUCAAGCUGUUACAGACUCACUGGUACACACUUUUAUACCUCUCAUUCAACCACAUAGAUGUGCAUGCAUGGACAAAGAAACAGACAAUGAGUACUAACACUUGUCCCCAUUUUAAACAUCUUGGGAAAGGUAGAGCACACAUGGAAGACUAAACAAGAGAGUAUUUGAAGAAUGCAUACAUUCCUUACGAGGUAGGAUUUUUGGUCAGACUGGAGUCAAAAGACUCCAUAAGAAGCCCCAUUUAUACUUUGAUUUCAAUGACGGGUGCAAAUGCAGUUUUGUGAAACCCAGAGGAAAAAUGAAAAGAUGCUUCCAUCAGAGAUUUUGUCAAUAAAACUAUCUGAAAAGAAGACCAAAAUGUAUUUCUUAAAGCAAUACUUUGAGCAAAAAAAGCAAAUAUAGACACAAAGGGGCAGAGUGCUGUGUAAUCUCUUCAGGACGGGACUGCUGUCAUUUUUGGACGAAGCCAAGAGACAAAGAAUUUGUAUUUUUGAAGAAGACUAAAAACAGAGUUCAAAGAAAUAACAUGUAGGAUAAAAACAAGUGAGCAGUGGUUUAAAUGUUUCGUGUUACAAAAAUGUGAAGUGUGAGUGUGUCUGUUAUGUGUAUCACUUGUGUUCCGUGUGUUUGAAUCCAGAAAGUGUAUUUAUUUUGCUUUAAGAAUUUUAUUCUUUGUUUGAAUCUAAAAAGACUACACACACUAUUUUUUUAUUGUUAUUUGUAAAGCAGCUUUCUUUCUUUUUCAUUAGACUUCAUAUUGUAUUUUGGUGUUGUGGCAUAGCUGUGCCAAAUCCACACAGCUAUUAUGUGCAACACAUGUGGUUGGCUGCUGCACAUAUUAGUAUGAGUAGCUGCAUAUCAUGUAUGAGGUUUGGCCGACGGAAUAUUUUACAGCUGCUGCCUGUAAACCAGUAUGUCCAUUAGCAACAGACUAGUCUGAGAGAAAGCUUAUAAUGUCUCUGUACUUUGUGUCAAACAUAUCUACUUAACUGUUGACAAACUAUUUUCUUUUCACUCUCCAAAAUUCUGUUUAUAGCUUCUGUUUUCUUUGAAACAUUUCUCAAAAAUUCGUUUGUAUUGCUUGUUUUCCUCAAAACCUUUAGCAAAAUGUAUUGUCUGAAAAGAAAAGAGACAUGAUCAUUUUCAAUUCAAUCUGAAGAAAAGAAAUCACAGAUGUCAGAAGAGUCACCUUUUACAAACUGCAUGAUGAGUAGUUUAAAGUUAUCUUUAUGAAGAAUUUGAAUCAGCUUUGCAAAAAAAAAAAAUACAGGGAAAAAAAAAGAUAAAAAGAAACGUAAAAUGUCGUGAUGUGAAAUUUUUGCCGUAGCACAAUUUCCUGCAUUAUGUCCCUGAGUGAAUAUUGCUGUCAUGAUCUCUUGAGACAUACUAGGGCUAAAAAAAAUCAGAACAAUAACUAGUUUCUAUUCAGUGUGUUGUAUUUGUAUUGCUGUUAUGCUGUGUACUCAUCUCACUACCUUCAGGAACAGAAAAAUAAAGCAAAGCAUGAGGACAUAGAGUGACAGAGCUGAGUUGAGUCACAGGUAGGGAAUUAAAUCAUGUUAUUUUUGUAUCUUAAUUGCCACCAGUAGUGAAGUAGUGUGGUGUGGAUAGGUCUUUCCUAUCAAGUUAAAAUUAACAGGAAAAAAAGUAAUCAAUUUCUUUCUUUAACUCAACAUUACCUAAAUAAAUAUGUAAUCACUACAUUUUAUUUUACCAAAAUAAAAGAAAGCAUUGGAUCAUGCAUAGGACUGGGCAUUUUGUGUUAUGCUUUCCAGACGGAAAUGUGCAUGAACUUGUAUGUGCUAAAGCUCUGUAGAGCCUUAGCACAUACAAGUAGAGAGCGAGUAUGGAAAUUACAUCUUGUGACAAUCUCUGACCUCAUUGGCAGCCCUCUAACUCAGAACAAAGGACAGUCCUGAUACAGAUACUGUAGUUGUGCUGUUUUCUAUAGCCGGUUGCUCUCCAUCAGCCAGCUGCAAGCAGCACUGAUUCUGAACAUUCACUGUGUAAACCUCAGCACAUCACAUUCAGCUGGGGGGGGGGUGUCUCACAUGACUGUGUGAAGAAGACAUGUCUUUCUGUCUCUGCAGUUUUCACUUUAAAAGUAUCCUUCACUUUAAAAGUAUCCUUAGCCCCUCUCAGAUGUAUCUGCAAACCUGAAAACCAUUAACGCUCAUUAUCAGUCUGGUGAGAAAUUCUGUAAAUCUGGCAGUGGCGGAGCCAAGGGGUGGCCAGUUAUGGCCUCUAGGGCUGUCACUUUUUGGAAAAAGAAACAAACAAAAUCAAUUAAGAAUUUACAUGUCAUUUGUUCAAAUUAGAACACAACCCACAUACUUUAAUCAUGAAAAUACACUGCAGAAUUGACGUUCUAUUCACUAGCGUGCCUCCACCUUAAUGCUAACAUUAACUCCAGAUUUGUUGUUGUGGUAAUGCUAUCGACAGGUGGGCUAAAAAAAGAAGCUAAACGGCUUUACCUUUAUCUACAAGUUUUCCAUCUCUGGUGCCAAAUCCAAAAUGCCUUCAACCAUGACUUAUUAUAAUGGGUGCAAAUCACAAAUUGUUUAAUCACAAUACAAUAUUAUAUUGAUUCUUUGGAUACGAUAUUUGCCGAUUCAGUAGCCUGAAAUCGAUAAGAGAUGACAUUAUUUGCCCAUUCAGCACAGUCUGUUACAGAAGAAACUGCCACCCCUUUCUUUUUUGCUUUUGGCCAUUAAAGAUAAAAACAACACAUAAUGUAAAUAACUAGUCCAUACCCACUGGUAGCUUUGUCACCUUCUACCUAUGCCAAACCUCAAUGCCUAUGUGCAGUUUCACAUAGAUUGACCAUGUCAGUGAGUAGAAAAAUGUGGGACAGACAGAAUGACUGACUGACAGAAUGACACACUGACAGUUUCCGUGAUUAUGUACAGCAUACCAUACCAUGACUUAGUCAUACCAAAAAAACAAAAAAAAACAAAAAAAAAAACAUUCGGCCACAGGGGGAGCCACAGUGAUCGGUCACAUUUUAGCCAUUUUUAAGGAUUUUUCUGUUGUUAUAGUGCCACCCAGUUGCCAAUUAGAGUUAAAUUUCUCCAGUCACCUUGAGGCAUCCUGUUCUA
Messenger RNA from Epinephelus moara (kelp grouper), 4522 nucleotides. Its product is annotated as serine/threonine-protein kinase SBK1-like. The transcript has 4 exons. Bases 103 to 1410 code for a protein of 435 amino acids. The record is from RefSeq and is a predicted model, not a curated record. NCBI's taxonomy places the organism in Eukaryota, Metazoa, Chordata, Actinopteri, Perciformes, Serranidae. Gene Ontology annotation, molecular function: ATP binding; protein serine/threonine kinase activity. Gene Ontology annotation, biological process: peptidyl-threonine phosphorylation; peptidyl-serine phosphorylation.